AUGCUUGAGUUGGCUGAGUCAUGCUCUGCGCCUAAGCGCGACGUUAGGCUAAGCCGCGUAUCCGAAACCUCCGGGGUGGCCUAUGUUGACGACUCGAUCUACAACUUGCUCCGCGAGAGUGAGGCACGAGGUGAAGAAUAUAUCAACCCGGCAGUUAAACUACUCCAUCAUUAUGAGAUGAUGCAUGGUGUCUACGGGACGAAAGUGUUUGCGACGGACAAGGCUGAAAGAGAUAGCGUGACUCUACGUAGCGGCCACUUGAAUAUUGUGCAAGACGACAUCCUGGACUGCUAUGCCCGAGACUGGCUUUUGAGGUGGACGGCUUAUUAA
This is a messenger RNA of Penicillium canescens, 330 nucleotides long. RefSeq names its product Male sterility NAD-binding. The transcript has 3 exons. Bases 1 to 330 code for a protein of 109 amino acids. The record is from RefSeq and is a predicted model, not a curated record. NCBI's taxonomy places the organism in Eukaryota, Fungi, Ascomycota, Eurotiomycetes, Eurotiales, Aspergillaceae.